AUGUCAAGUUUGAGGUCGAAUAGCCAAACUCAUCCUACUUCUUCCAAAACCCAAAAUCCUCACAUAGCCGUAGAAUUAGAACCAAUGUCAAGUAUAGUAACCUCACCCACCACUCCUCUCCCUCUAAAUUCAACCACCAUCAACGCCACUUUACUUCCAUUUCUUUCAUCUUCUUCACCGUCCGCUUCUCUCUACUGCCUCAAGCAAAUCCAUGCCCAAAUUCUCCGCUCCAAUCUUUCCCACUCUAUCCUUCUCAAACUCAUUAUUUCCUCUUCUUCUUCCUCCAUCUCCAGCCUCAGUUAUGCCCUUUCAGUCUUUAACCACCUCCCCUCGACUCCCCACCCUCCCCUCUCCAACAACCUCUUACGGGCUUUAUCUCGGAGCUCCAAACCCGAAACUGUUCUUUUACUGUAUGUAAAGAUAAGGGAGAAUGGAUUAUUUGGUUUGGAUAGGUUUAGUUUUCCUUUUCUUCUUCAAGCUGCUGCAAAAGUUGGUGCUGUAAAUGAAGGAAUGGAGAUUCAUGGAGCUGUUGCUAAGUUGGGUUUUGAUAAAGACCCGUUUUUGCAAACGGGUUUGAUGAGUUUGUAUGUUGGGUGUGGGAAGAUUUUGGAGGCAAGAUUAGUGUUUGAUAAAAUGUCUUAUAGAGAUGUUGUUAGUUGGAGUGUCAUGAUUAAUGGGUACUGUCACAGUGGACUGUUUGAUGAUGCAUUGCAGCUUUUUGAAGAGAUGAGAAGGUCAAAUGUUGAGCCAGAUAAGAUGGUGCUUUCUACUAUAAUAUCAGCUUGUGCUCGAGCAGGGAAUUUAAGCUAUGGGAAAGAAGUUCAUAAUUUCCUUAUUGAGAAUGAUAUUGUGCUUGAUCCUCAUUUGGUGAGCGGCUUAAUCUCUUUGUAUGCAAGUUGUGGUUGUAUGGAUAUGGCUAAAGAAUUGUUUACUAAUAUGUCAUCUAGAAAUUUGGUUGUUUCAACUACUAUGGUGUCUGGCUACUUAAAAGUUGGAAAAAUUGAAGAUGCUCGCUUGAUUUUUAAUCAAAUUUACGAGAAGGAUUUAAUCUGUUGGAGCGUAAUGAUCUCUGGUUAUGCUGAGAGUGAUCAGCCUCAAGAAGCGAUUAAUCUUUUUAAUGAGAUGAAAAUCUUAGGAGUACAACCAGAUGAAGUUACCAUGCUGAGUGUAAUCUCGGCUUGUGCUCAUCUCGGCGUGCUGGAUCAAGCUAAACAGAUCCAUAGGAUUGUAGACGAAAGUGGGUUUGGAAAAGUUUUGUCCGUCAACAAUGCGCUUGUGGAUAUGUAUGCCAAAUGUGGAUGUUUAGGAGCAGCAACAGCAGUUUUUGAGAAGAUGGAAAGAAGAAAUGUGAUAUCUUGGACUAGUAUGAUAAAUGCCUUUGCAAUUCAUGGGGAUGCCCACAAUGCACUAAACUACUUUCAUCAAAUGAAAGUGGAAGAUAUUGAACCUAAUGCAGUGACAUUUAUUGGCUUGCUUUAUGCUUGUAGCCAUGCAGGUCUAGUUGAAGAAGGCCAGAAAAUCUUUGCAUCAAUGAUUAACGAACAUAACAUUACUCCUAAACAAGAACACUAUGGUUGCAUGGUCGAUCUAUUUGGUCGAGCUAAGCUCAUAAGAGAAGCACUCAAUCUUGUGGAGACAAUGCCUUUGGCACCUAACGUUGUCAUUUGGGGUUCUCUGAUGGCUGCUUGUCGAGUUCACGGAGAGAUUGAAUUGGGAGAAUUUGCUGCAAAACGGGUACUUGAGUUGGAACCGGAUCAUGAUGGAGCACUUGUUUUCUUAUCAAACGUUUACGCUAAGGAAAAACAAUGGCAAGAUGUUGGGGAACUAAGAAACUUGAUGAAGAAGAGAGGCAUAGUAAAAGAAAGGGGAUAUAGUAGAAUAGAACUAACAAACGGAGUGCAUGAAUUCUCCGUGGCAGAUAGAAAACACGAACAAGCAGAUGAGAUUUAUGAGAAGUUAGAUGAGGUGGUUAAGAAGUUAAAAUUAGUUGGUUACUGUCCUAAUACAAGUAGUGUUUUGGUUGAUUUAGAAGAGGAAAUUAAAGAAGAAGUGGUUUUAUGGCAUAGUGAGAAAUUAGCCCUUUCUUAUGGACUGAUAAGUGGGGCAAAAGGGUCGUGCAUACGCAUAGUUAAGAAUCUUAGGGUUUGCGAUGACUGCCAUUGCUUCAUGAAAAUGAUCUCUAAGGUUUAUGAAACAGAGAUUGUUAUCAGAGAUAGAACUAGAUUUCACCACUUCAAACAUGGUUUGUGCUCUUGCAAUGACUACUGGUAAACUUCUUUUUCUUUGGCAGAUUUGAGUAGUAGUAAUGGGUAUUAGUAUUGCCAUCAAAGAAAGGUUCAUUUUACCUUUUCAAUUUGGCAAAAAAGAUCAAAAGAGUACAUUUUUGUGGUUUUGGACCAAAAAUUUAAUAGUUUGUCAAUUGCGGGCUAGUUUACACUCUAAUGCUGACCCAAAAUUGAUAAAUUAUAGGUGUUUUUAUUGAAAAACACGAAACUAUAUUCUUUUGAUCUUUGGUGCCAAGUUAGAAAGGCGAAAUGAACUUAUAUUGAAUGUAGUGGAUACACUAUAUAUGAACUUGUUUAGUCAUGAAAUGCUAUGUAGCACAAAAACGGGGAAGCAAUAGUGAAACAUAAGAAUGCAAGUUAUAAGAUGUAAAUAUAGAGUUUUAGAGUUUAAACAAAAUGCUGAAACGUCGGACUCCCUUAA
Molecule: messenger RNA, 2706 nt
Organism: Mercurialis annua (annual mercury)
Lineage: Eukaryota; Viridiplantae; Streptophyta; Magnoliopsida; Malpighiales; Euphorbiaceae
Product: pentatricopeptide repeat-containing protein At4g14820
Exons: 2
Coding region: 1-2271 (756 amino acids)
Biological process (GO): RNA modification
Molecular function (GO): zinc ion binding; protein binding; RNA binding
Source: RefSeq, a predicted model, not a curated record